This is a messenger RNA of Chaetomium strumarium, 1062 nucleotides long. RefSeq lists its product as uncharacterized. Lineage: Eukaryota; Fungi; Ascomycota; Sordariomycetes; Sordariales; Chaetomiaceae. Bases 1 to 1062 code for a protein of 353 amino acids. The transcript has 2 exons. The record is from RefSeq and is a predicted model, not a curated record. Gene Ontology annotation, molecular function: oxidoreductase activity.
AUGGCCGCACAAGGCUCACGGGCUGUCUUCGAUAGUCUCCUGGCGCAGACACAUGUCCAACAUGCCCUGCUUCAGCCGGACGAUAGAUAUAAUGAGAUACCCUUCACCUGCAGAUUCCAACGGGCAUUCAUGACCUUCUUCAGCAUGGAGAACGGGAGGUACGCAGGCAACACGAAGGCACUCGCCAUAUCCCACUUAUUCAUAGGAGACGCGCCCCUGAUAUACGGUCUGUUCUCAGACAUUGGCCGGCCUCUGACGCUGCUCAGCGACGGCAUCGAGCUGCGCACCGCCAUCUUGGUGAUGCAGUCCCUGACGCUGGCUGCCGUGGACUGGAUGGAGCCCAUGCACGAACUGCUGACGGAUUCGCAGCUCGCAGCAGGGCCGUCCGCCGAGUACUUGUCACCGGAGGAGAUCCUCAGCCGGGUUGCCUAUGACGGCCGCUUCAGCGGAGUCAUGAAGGGCGGGCCAGGUUUUCACGAGGUCUCGAAUGUCUUCUCGGACCCGACCGCUAAAGCGGCCAUUGUCGAGUACAUGCAGUAUCUCGACACGCGCGAUCUGGACUUGCUCCUGCAGCAGAUAGCGGCGCUAUCCGUCCUGCUCGCCUGCGCAACGCACAAGCCCGGCCAACCGGCCUUUGACUUCUUCCUCGGCCGUCUGCCGACCUGCGUCAACAGCACCCGAGUGAUCCUGGAGUCCUGGGUUGAGGACGAGGGUCACAAAGUGUUGUUGGUCAGGGGCCUAUGGCUCGUUCUGCUGCUCGCGUACGCCACGCAGCUGAGGCCGGUUAUUGACGGAAAGCUGCUGGUCUCGAGGGAACUGGCGGAGGAGAAUAGGAGCUGGGAGACUAUUUACGACGACCUUCGCAGCCAAGCCGCCGCUGAGGGUAGACACAGGGAUUUUCAGUUCCUGCGGGCGGUUAGGAGUUUGCGCGAACUGUCAAAGGCAUACGAGCCGGUACAUGGGAGGCUCUACUUACAUGCCGCAUGUAAGCUGAUGAGCCAAUGGCGAGGGUGGACCGGCCUGGGGAUCAGCCGUGAAGCGAUGUUGAACAUUCGACUGUAA